AUGUCUACGGCCCUCCGGCUUGUCGUGGUCAUGAAUAUCCCGCUGUUACUCUUCGGACGCGCCGUGCAUGGUCUCGGUGCCGCGGGACUCAUCACCCUCGUCAACAUCUGCAUCUGCGACCUGUUCUCGCUGCGUGGCCGCGGCCUGUACUUUGGCCUCAGGUCCAUCGUCUGGGCCCUAGCCAGUGGCUUGGGCCCUGUCCUCGGCGGCGUCUUCACCGACUGA
This is a messenger RNA of Colletotrichum graminicola M1.001, 225 nucleotides long. RefSeq lists its product as uncharacterized. Gene Ontology annotation, biological process: transmembrane transport. Gene Ontology annotation, molecular function: transmembrane transporter activity. The transcript is spliced from 2 exons. The record is from RefSeq and is a predicted model, not a curated record. Lineage: Eukaryota; Fungi; Ascomycota; Sordariomycetes; Glomerellales; Glomerellaceae. The coding region runs from base 1 to 225 and encodes 74 amino acids.